UGAUCGCGUCAUUUACACGUGCUUUGACGUGCUAUACGUCCCACUGUGGCGAGCAGGGAGUGAAGUAAGACGGCAGGAUGUUGCGGCUUCGCUGUAAGACCAAAAACGGGAGCCACUUGAUGCAUGGCUUGACUCAUCAGUCCUGCGUGCAGGAGCUGAAGCGCAAGGUGGAGGAGCUGACUGGUAUCCCCUGUGAUGUGCAGAAAAUAAUGGUUGGAUACCCACCCUCCAGCCUUGAUCUUCGGAACGGAGAGGCUCACCUCAAGGACUACCCUAUCAAAUCAGGAGACACACUCAUCGUUGAGGAGGAAAAAAACAAGCCAAAGCCUCAGGAUCGUCCCGCUGUGACGAAAGGACCUAACCUCGAAGGUUCACCUAUGCUGGCACGCCGUGUGGUCCCAGCUGAUAACUCCUGCCUCUUCACCAGUGUUUAUUAUGUGGUGGAAGGCGGCGUAUACGACCCCACCUGCGCCCCUGAAAUGAGAGGUCUCAUUGCCCAGAUAGUCUCGAGUGACCCCACAGCUUACUCUGAAGCGGUGCUGGGGAAAACCAAUGAGGAGUACUGCACCUGGAUAAGACGUGAUGACACUUGGGGAGGAGCCAUCGAGGUAUCCAUCAUGUCUAAGUUCUACCAGUGUGAGAUCUGCGUAGUGGAUACUCAGACAGUGCGAGUAGACAGAUUUGGGGAGGAUGCUGGCUACCACAAACGCGUGUUGCUGAUCUAUGAUGGCAUCCACUACGACCCGCUGCAGAAAGAGAUCCCCGGAUCCGACACCCCGCCCCAGACUAUCUUCUCGACUACAGACGACGUAAUCCUGGCCCAGGCCCUCGAGCUGGCAGACGAGGCUCGCCGCAAGCGCCAGUUCACAGACGUUAACCGCUUUGCCUUGCGCUGCAUGGUGUGUCAGACAGGCUUGGUGGGACAAAAGGAAGCUCGUGAGCAUGCCAAGGAGACAGGCCACGCUAAUUUUGGUGAAGUGUGAAAGUCUUGCUGUCUUUUUCCUCUCUCACAAAUACAACAACCACCAACCCCCA
This is a messenger RNA of Neolamprologus brichardi, 1035 nucleotides long. It is a transcript of the gene yod1, whose product is annotated as YOD1 deubiquitinase. The record is from RefSeq and is a predicted model, not a curated record. Gene Ontology annotation, cellular component: cytosol; nucleus. Gene Ontology annotation, biological process: protein deubiquitination; endoplasmic reticulum unfolded protein response; ERAD pathway. NCBI's taxonomy places the organism in Eukaryota, Metazoa, Chordata, Actinopteri, Cichliformes, Cichlidae. Gene Ontology annotation, molecular function: protein binding; cysteine-type deubiquitinase activity.